Molecule: messenger RNA, 7626 nt
Organism: Venturia canescens
Lineage: Eukaryota; Metazoa; Arthropoda; Insecta; Hymenoptera; Ichneumonidae
Product: ribosomal protein S6 kinase alpha-5-like
Exons: 8
Coding region: 1613-4480 (955 amino acids)
Biological process (GO): peptidyl-serine phosphorylation; regulation of DNA-templated transcription; intracellular signal transduction
Molecular function (GO): magnesium ion binding; protein serine/threonine kinase activity; ATP binding
Source: RefSeq, a predicted model, not a curated record
ACUUCAAAAAUUUUUCUCGGUGUGUUGAAGCGUAAAAAAAUUGAGACGUAGCUGCGUCCCUGAGUGUACGGGCUGGACCCUGUUUUCUCUCAUAGUUUCCCAACCCAAUGAUAUAAACGACGACAACAGAGGUGUCCGAUUUUUCCCCACUUUUGCCUCGAAAGACUCCAUUCGCGUGUUUUUACUGAACAUGGGCGCAUCAAAGCGCGCACACUAGUCAAACACAUAUAGAUUAAACGUAAUUACAUACAUAAAUAUAUAAACAUAUGUAUAUCUGUAUACGUAUAUAUUCAAACGUCUCCGUAGUGUGCCUUACGUCGUUCGGAUACGAAAUUCACGAUUUGGGUGAUAAAUCAUAACAUUAUCUAUUGGAUUUAUUCUGACGAGAGGGAAUAAGUUGAGUUAAAAAAAAAUUCCACAUGGGUGCUCCGUUCUUUCGUCGUCUCUCCGAACACCUUCGGUAAUUCAAUAUCGGGCGCGAAAUAAAGAUUUUCCAAUGUUUAUUCACAAAAUUUCAUGGACCGUUUCGUUUUUUUGCGAUGGGAUCGUAUAAACGGGACAUUAACACGCCAUACUAAAAUUCUGAUCUCUUGGCUGAUCAGUGUAUGGUUAUGAUGAUACAGAUACGAAGAGUCGAUCGUCGAAUUAAGUGAAAUAAUGGAGUGCAGAUAAUUAUAAAACGUUAUCUGUAUAUCGGUAUACACAGAAACAUAUCGCUCGUGUAUAUAUCCAGAAAUAUAUGGACGCCUACAUAUAUUUAUAUACACAUAGAAAUUAUUGUUUUUACGUUCGUCGCAAUCUCCGCAGGUCGCAGAUUUCGCGGUCCUGCUAAAUGACAUAAUACGGGACAAAUUUUCAUUUUGUUAUGUUAUCUAAUAAAUUUGCAAUUCUUUUAAAUCUUCGGAAAAGUGUUUAUUUUAAUAAUAUCGCGAGCUGAUUUAAUAAAAUAAAUAAUAUUAAUCAGGUUUCCCUUCGCUUGAAUUCAGUGAUCGCUAGUUAAUCUUAAAAAUAAUAAAGUUACGGGAAUAACAUCGAUAUAAGAAGUCACCAAUAUGGAGAACCCCAUGCAACCACCCCUGCCACCGCCGCAACCCUCGAAUUCUCGUGACACCUGCAACGAGACAACUGUCACUCACGUAUUGACAUUUGGUCAAAACGUCGUCGAUCCAUUCCUGAACUUCCACCUUUGUUUCCUUGCUCGCGGAUGCGCGCGCGAGAGAGAGAACGAGACAUUUUUAGUUCGAACGUAGCGCCGCAAUCGUGACUGUGUAUUAAUUCUCCUAAAUGCGGGAAAAAGAAAGGCCGAAAAGAAGGAACAAAAGACAACGACGAGGCUCCGUCACGGCAGAAAAGAUGCGUCCUAAAAAUUUGACUUUGCCGUCGUUUUGAAACAACGAAAAGUGCAGUUUUAACGUUAAGAGUGAAAAAAAUAAUAACUCGUUCGAAGGAGACCGGCCAAUCGAAGCGACGAAUAUCGAAAGAAGCUAAAUUGCCGACUCGUUCGAACCGCGAGGACAAAAAACACUGCCGAAAACGUGUUUUUCGAGCGAACAGACAUUUCUCGUCGCUCGUCGUUUUUUUGUCUUCUCUCGUUAAUUCUUUGAAUAACACGAUGAAGAAUCCGGAACACGAGAGCGGAUAUUUCGAGGAUGGAAGUGACGUUGAAAUAAUCGCCGAAGAGUGCACCAUAAGUGAGGAUAGAAAAUGGGGCUCCGGAUCCUGCGGACUUGCCAAGGCAAUAAGACAACUCGACGUACGAGAUUCGCCCGCAUCGCCCGAACCCACUUUUCCCGAACAACAAAACCAUCGAGUCAAUUUGGCGGACAGCGGUGGUCAAAGAGUGGACAUGACUCAUUUCGAUCUCCUCAAAGUUCUCGGCACAGGAGCGUAUGGCAAAGUCUUUCUCGUGCGGAAGAGAACGGGUGCCGAUACCGGACGAUUGUACGCGAUGAAGGUAUUGAAAAAAGCGUCGAUUGUACAGAAGAAGAAAACUACGGAACACACGAAAACGGAACGACAGGUUCUCGAAGCUGUGCGGGACAGUCCCUUUCUCGUAACCCUCCAUUAUGCCUUUCAGACUGAUGCCAAGCUCCAUUUGAUUCUCGAUUACGUAAGCGGCGGUGAAUUAUUUACCCAUUUGUACCAACGCGAGCACUUUACCGAGGACGAAGUUAGAAUUUAUAUCGGCGAAAUUAUUCUCGCGCUCGAACAUCUACACAAGUUGGGAAUUAUUUAUCGGGACAUUAAGUUAGAAAAUAUACUUUUGGAUCGAGAGGGUCACAUCGUACUCACCGAUUUUGGUCUGAGCAAAGAAUUUUUACCACACGAAAGGGACAGCAACGCUCGUGCCUACUCAUUUUGUGGGACGAUAGAGUACAUGGCACCGGAAGUUGUACGAGGUGGAUCAGCGGGACACGACAUUGCCGUCGAUUGGUGGAGCGUGGGCGUUUUAACGUACGAGCUUCUCACCGGAGCUUCGCCGUUCACAGUCGAGGGAGAGAAAAAUACGCAGCAAGAAAUAUCCCGAAGAAUAUUAAAAACGGAGCCACCAAUACCAAAUCAUCUGGGGGCGUCUGUGAGAAACUUCAUUUCACGUCUUCUCGUCAAGGAUCCACGACAGCGACUCGGCGGUGGUCCCCAUGAUGCACGCGAGCUUAAAGAACAUUCUUUUUUCAAAAAAUCUUCGUCAUCGUUCAGCUGGGAAGCUCUCGAAUCGCGACGCAUACCACCACCCUUUGUGCCUAGAAUAGCUCAUGAACUCGAUACGAGCAAUUUUUCUGAAGAAUUCACGAAAAUGGUCGCCGCUGACAGUCCUGCUGUUGUACCACCCAAUUACGAUAAAAUAUUCCGGGGUUAUUCGUACGUGGCUCCGUCGAUAAUAUUCGGUGAGAACGUGGUGAGCGAGGAAAUAUUCAAAGAUUCGGUACCAACGAGCCACGAGCAGCAGCAGCAGCAGCAGCAGCCUCCUCAUCGUCCUUCGUCGACGGACGUGAUAGCAUCGCGUUUUGAGGAAUCGACGUUCUUCCAAAUAUACGCGCUCGAUCCGCGUGAGGAUGCGCUGGGCGACGGUAGUUUUUCGGUGUGUCGUCGUUGUCGUAAUCGUCAAACAGGCCAAGAGUACGCGGUAAAGAUAGUAAGUCGUCGAGUGGAUUGUGGCCGGGAGGCGAAUCUCUUGAGGACUUGUCAAGGGCAUCCAAACGUAGUUAAACUAAUCGACGUUUAUCAGGAUCGCGCGCACACUUACAUAGUCAUGGAAUUGUUAUCGGGAGGUGAAUUGUUGCGGGACACUCGAAGAUUCACAGAAACUCAGGCGCGCGUGGUGAUGAAACAGUUAGCAUCGGCGGUGAAGUUCAUGCAUUCCCGUGGUGUCGUACAUCGGGAUUUGAAACCGGAAAAUCUCGUUUACGCCACCAAGUCAUCGGAUUCGAUAGUAAAAGUCGUAGACUUUGGUUUCGCCCGAAUGAAAAGAGCUUGCGAGCCGUUGCACACGCCUUGCUUCACGCUGCCGUACGCAGCGCCGGAAGUCCUGGCGAGACAAGGCUACGACGAGAGCUGUGACUUGUGGAGCCUUGGAGCGAUAUUGUACUCGUUGCUCUCGGGCAGUCCACCUUUUCGUGCCGGCUCGCCGGACCUGGCUUCACGGAUAAGAACCGGUGACAUUAAUUUCAACGAUUCCAACUGGUCUCACGUUUCCGAAGCAGGAAAAGCCGUAACCCGCGGUCUUUUGAUGGCUGAUCCGAACGAACGUCUGACGGCGAACGCUCUCGUAAACCAUUCAUGGCUGGUGAACGGUCAAGAUCCCUCUGAUUGUCCAGGCGUUUCGAACGCGAGAACCGAUCCGAUAAUUCACGAAAAUUACGCGAGCAGCCAUUUAGAAAAAUUGAACGAUUUUCGUUUGCGCGAAGUCGACGGUGCCAAAUUGGCUCAACGUCGAAAAUUCCACAAACGUUCUACCUCCAGUUCCGUUUCUUCCUCCACAUCGACCACCUCCUCUUGUCCAUCGGUACCAAUACUUAGACCUCCUAGUUCAUCCACGACAACAAACACAGCGAGCUCCCACACCGCAACUAACGUGUCUUCCGCUUCGCCUGGACAGCCUCCCAGCGCCUUCGACUUCGGCGAGGACAAAGUCAACGAGUAUUUGAGCUCUUUGUCCUCCUCUUCCGAUUCUAACUCGCCGAGAAAUCCACCCCGAAGAAUCGAGGACCGCACCGAAAGCGACGAUCAACAACCUCGUGCUAAACGACGAAAACGCGACGUCCUUCCUCCUUCCGAGGAGAAGAAAAACGUCACCAGCUCUACCUGCUGCAACGACGGUCCUGUUACACGAUCGAAAAAACGCAAACUCGAAGCCAGCGAAUCCGACAGUUCCAUCGAAUCUUGCGAACCUACACGCUCCGGCAAACACGAUCUUAAUCUCCAUAGAAAACAGAAAAGUGGCAAACGGCCGAGAAGAACGGUCGCUAUUGUUGUAGAGUGAAGUUAAUUUAUUAAUUAUAUAUUUCUCAUUGGAUCCAUCGAUUCAAUUGGCCUUCCUAGUGCAGCAUGAGGGAGGAGAGAGGGAGAGAGAGAGAGAAAUAGAUCGAUCGUGGGGAAAAUGAAAAAUGUCAAAUUCCUUGAAACGUAAAAAAAGGAUUGGAAGAUAAAGUCAGUUUUUAAAUAUGAUAACGGCAUGAAUUUUGAAAGUGAAAAACCACUUUCCCUCUAAAACUUUCUGCGCCUUUUUACUCAAAUUUUACUCGUACUUCGUUUAUCACAUUUUUUAAAUGAAUUUCAUUUCCAGCUCACAAAUAUUGACCCCUCUAAACUUGAAAUGUAAAUAUUUUCAAACAAUUUACCCCUUCGAUCUCUCUUUCUCUCCUGAGGACUGAUCACGGGUGAUACACGGUUGUUGCAUGCGUCAUUCCUAUCUCCAAUACAAUAUGAAUAUUUGUAGGCGAAUACGAAUGUUUACAAAAGCGAAGAAACCGCCGUAUUGUAAAUCAAUGAAACAAUCUUCGAUACUUCAAUGUUCUUGGUCCUUGUUCAAAUAUUUUUAGUAAAUCGUUUCGGGAUUAUUGAUAUUGUAUGAAACAAUUUAGGUCACAUUAAUAAGUAAUAAUUGUUGGAACAUUAUUAGAAAAUCGAGUUAUCCACCCUCCGAAAGUAGUGGAUGAAUUUUUUUCUGUCAAUUUUAGUAUUAAAAUAUGUACGAACGUUGAGCUUUUUUCAUUUAUCGAGCUGAAUUUCUAAUCAUGAUCUUGUCAAGUUCAUCGGCAUUAAUAUUCACGAUUAUUCGUCAAGACGAAAUCUACGAAUAUGAUAAAGGAUGCGAAAAAAUGAUAAAGCGCCAUUUUUUUCGCACGGCGAUAACGGAACGUCGGUAUUUUUACCAAUCGAAUUGAAUCAUUGGGAAAAAUAUAUAUUUCAAAAUAUGUAUAUCCAUAUACGAAUAUAUGUUUUCGUAUAUAAAUGUAUUUUUAUUAUGAAUCUGCUAACAGCGUUUUCAUACUAAUUACGUGCUUCGAAUUUAACGAAAGAGAAGAGAAUCGCGUGUUAGUAAUUUGUAGCAAAGCGAGAUAAGAAAAAACUAUGUGAAAGGAGAAAAGCCGAAAAAAAAUAACAUUUGUAUUCGACCAAGUCUCAUCUUCGCGUGGUCCGAAGUAGAGUCUCUUCCAGUCCUCGCUUCGGAGCAUUUUUAAAAUUCCAUCUAACUGACCCAUGAAAGUUAAUGUUUCACACUGGAAUAACAAUGGAAAUGAUGCAGGGAUGAGUAAAGUAGUUCCUGCACCAAAACUUAGCAAGAAAAAAAAAAACGAAAAGUUUUUCCAAUCGUUCUAAUAACAGAUAAACCGAAUUGAUGUUCGAUCAAUUCUCGUACCCCGAAUUUUCUCUCUCCGAUACUGUGCCUCUAGCGUAAUUGUUUUGUUUUUCGUUCAUUCGUUAAACUUAUUCGCACGAAUUCGUUUACGAUUAUAACGGAGUGAAAUUUUGCCUUUGAAUAUUUAUAUAUAUAUAUAUAAAAUAAAAAGCGACGACGACAACAAAAGUUUAUAUACACUCUAGAGCGAUAAAUUUUCAAAUUUAAUCUUCGAUCGACUAACCGCAUUGAAUAUAUCGUUCUUCACUAUAUAUUGAUUCGAUAAUAAACUGUGACCAAAUUGGAAAUGAGAACAUCGUCCAAACGUAAGCUCGCUCCAUCGAAAACGCAAUCGAAACUUUCCGACAAAAAAUUUGUAUGAUAUAUUUAUAGGAAAGCUUUUUAUUGCAUUUUUGAUGGAAAGAAAAAUGAUCAAGAAAACGUUUUUUUCUUGAAAUCAUAGCCCUUAAACCAAAUACAUAUUUUUAUCCGCCCCAAUUUUUCUCUCCAUUGUAACAAUUCGACUCACCAAUUUAUCGUUUCAUUUGAGUUCGUCGAUUGACAGAUUAAAGUCUCGAUAAUAAAUUACAUUUAUACGUGUAUACCAAAUACAUAUAUACAUUAAUGUUUACACGUUUAAAAAAAAAGAAUAUUCGAUUAAUGAAAUCUCUAAACUGUUUCACCUGACGUGUGGUUAACGUUGUUGAAAAAAAAAAACGAUGCCGAUGAGAGGGAGGAAAGGAUGGAAGGGGAGGGCUGUAAGAGAGAAAAACAAAACGAUGAAUAAAUGAAGAAACGAAGUGAGAGAAGUUGUGUGAAGACUGAAAAGGUUGUAGGCCAACUCAGGGAACAGACAUGCUUACGUGUGAGCGGCGUCUUACAUAAUUACGAUAUCAAUGUUAAUAUGCGUGUUGACGAAAAAAAAAUAAUAAAUAAAGCGAAAAACAAUUCCGUACGCACACCAAAGACGACUGAAGCAACGAUGUGCUGUAAGACCAAAAAAAAAAAUUAAAAAAAAAGAAAAACGAAACUAGCCCAAACAAACAAAAGAAAAAAGUGAAUCAAUCUGUGUAACGCGAUAAUGGGUGAUUCCAUGUUAUAUCGGAAUUUCAAGCAAGAGACAGGGACACUCACUUAGUGUAUAUACGAAAAAGAAAAAAACAACAACAACAAAAUAUAUAAGAAGUGUAAAUAAGUAUAGGGCAAUGUAAAAAAAAAAAAAAAUAUUAAUCGAGCGAGAAGAAAUGAAAAAUAUAUCUAUGCGCAACUGUGUAUAAGAAAAAAAAAGUAUAAUUAUAUAUAGAUAUAUUUAAUAAUAUUAUACCAUAUUUGAUGAAAAAAAACAAACGAAAAAAAAUAUUCUUUACCAAGAUGAUAUACAUGUAACUACUCAUGUGUGUUAUAUAUAUAAAUAUGAAUUAUAUAUAUAAACAUAUUUUUGGUUAAAAAUAUAAGAGUCAUUAUAAUUUAUUUAAGUUGUCGAACGUAAACGGAAGGGAGAUCGCUUUGCUGUUACAGUAUCCUAGAAUCAAUGCAACGUUAACAACCCUUGAGCAUGCGUUUACAUUUAUGUAUAUAAAUGAUGGAUACAUAAACGAGAAACAACUAUUAUUAUUGCUGGGAGCAUCUAUAAAAGUUAAGCACUAAAAAUUUGACAUAAAAAAAGCAAAAACCGCUUCUACGUUAAAUAUAUUUUGAAAAUGCUGUUCCGUUUGUAUUAAACACAUAAAAAAGAGGUACCUUUGUUACUAUUGAUUGUUAAAUAUAUCAUACGAUGUUACAAGGAA